AGAGGACGGUGUUUCGGCGAAAAGACGCUCGUAGAAAUUUCUCCUAACUAUAAGUUAUAGCUUUUGAUAAGUUGGGUUUUAGCUGAAGUAGUUUCUUAUUAUUGUUGAAUUCUGCUGGAUUUUUCAUCUUCUGCGUCGUUGGGCUGGACAGUGUUAGGAAAGGCUGAUUCUGAAUCCUCUCGCAGGGUGUUAUGUCUUUCCAGAGUAGCUGGGGGAUGGUCAUGGAAAAGUUCUGGGAUUCAGGGAUUCCUUGUUUACAUCCUCCCGGAGUACGUCUCGGGGGCGGGCUUGGCUCCGCCCUCAUUCUUUAGCCCUGACGUCAUUGUCGCUUGUGUUUUUUAUGAAUGAAAGAAUCCAACCUCAGAGAGCAGCGGAGUAAUUCCGGGAAAAGGCGGACUGACAUUUUGUCGCCGGAGUUGCGUCGAGCCAUCAGAUUGUGUGUAUCUGGUUUUACUGGUGCUUGGGGAGGGGAAAAAACAAAGACAACUGGAUCAUGACGACAGAAAGAAACAGCAAAGCUCUGAAGGUGAAGCAGGAAUGCGGCGAGAACGUGCCCUUCCUCUCGGACAGCGAACUAAUGUCCCUGUCGGUGCGAGAGCUGAAUCUCCACCUGCGUGGCCUCUCCCGCGACGAUAUCCAGAAGCUGAAGCAGCGGCGUCGCACCUUAAAGAACAGGGGAUAUGCCGCCAGCUGCCGGGUCAAACGGGUGUCUCAGCGAGAGGCCCUGGAGCAGCAGAAGAUGGAGCUGCAGAGAGAGGUGGAGAGGCUCGGAGCCGAGAACGCCGGCAUGAGGAAGGAGCUGGAGGGGCUCAGCGCACGCCUGGCUGCGCUUCAGAGAUUCGCCAGGGGUCUGGAAGCGGGAGGAGGCAGCCUGUUGGCGACGGCCCCUCGCCUCAACACCGCCUCGGUCAUCACCAUCGUCAAGAGUCCGCAGCAGCCUCAGCCACAGAGGGAGCAGGAGCUAUCCUAGAAGGAGAUGCUGAAACCAGACUGGGGUUUGGGAUUCGGGGUGGGGACGGGGAAGCCUGCAAUGCAAACACGCACACAUCUGCGGGCCUUAAUACUCACGCAGGCAGGAGAGCAGGAUGACUUGUAAUAAUAGGAAAAUACUAAGCGCCUUGUUCACAUUACAAUUGACAGAAAUCCGAUCACAGCUACGAUCACCUUUCUAACAAACAAGACAACAGAAACAGGUUCAGUACUGUAGUUUUGAUAGAGAUGUCCUCUGUUGAUGGUCCUCCGUGAAACAGCAGUCUGGUCAAGUAAGAUUUACUCAGUGAUCUUUUUUAAUUUUCUUGAAGCACUCAAACUUUCAAAUUCUGUUUAAUGUGAACAAGGCGUCGCACAUAUUUAUGCACAAAAAACCCUCACAGUCUUUCCCAUGAGCUACACGGGGACUCUGACUGAAGCCCAACCAAGCCAAACAGGGUUACUGAGCACCAUUAGUCCUCAGCAAACCCCCACAGUGAGGCUGGUGUAGCCUGAUUAUGCUACUUAAAGGCUGGGGUGCCUUUCUGCUUCCGUUUAUGGCACCUGACCAACAGCAAAAUGCUAGGGUGGAGCUUCCUCGGUCUCCAUAAUGCCUUCUAGUCUGAAAUCACUAGCUUGGCUCAGCCUCGUGUUCCCACCCCCCUGUAUUUUUUUCCUUUUAUUCCCUCUCAAUGCAGUUUCUCACCCUUUAUGUCACUUUUAUGUGCCGGUGGGAUAAUCGAAUCUGUUUUCGCCUCCUUCCAUUGAUGGCUCUCUAGCUGCUUUAGUCAUGAGACUUUUGGGAGCAGAAACGGUCAGAGAAAUGCUGCCUGAGUGCAUUGUGAAUUUCUCUAAGUUGUGCGAUUCACUAAGAUUUUCCAGGUUU
Neolamprologus brichardi is the source of this 1855-nucleotide messenger RNA. It is a transcript of the gene maff, whose product is annotated as MAF bZIP transcription factor F. The record is from RefSeq and is a predicted model, not a curated record. Gene Ontology annotation, biological process: regulation of epidermal cell differentiation; regulation of transcription by RNA polymerase II. Gene Ontology annotation, molecular function: DNA-binding transcription factor activity, RNA polymerase II-specific; RNA polymerase II cis-regulatory region sequence-specific DNA binding. NCBI's taxonomy places the organism in Eukaryota, Metazoa, Chordata, Actinopteri, Cichliformes, Cichlidae. Gene Ontology annotation, cellular component: nucleus.